AUGGAAACAGAAAACACAGAGGACAUUGAGUCCCUCAUGGAGGACAUGGACUACAUCCCAGGCCACUUCCAUCUGGAGCUUAAUCUUAACUGUGAACCUGUUGGACCCGUGAAGCUUCGACGUCGGGACACUUAUCUGAAACAGGACAGUCUGCGAGCUGAGCUAGAGGCUGAAGUCGGAUAUCUUCAAUAUGCUGUCCGAAAUCUUCUGGGCCUGCUGGCUUUUCACCUCGAACAGUUGGACACAGCUGAGGAAAUAUUCAGGAGUAUUUGUAAAGAGGACCCUGGGAACCUCAAUGCCUGGGCCAACCUGGGCUACGUGUACGACAAGCUGGGGAGAGAGCUGGAUGCCGGAGAGUGUGUGGACAAAGUUUCUCACCUCAUGGGCCUAGAGGCUGGAGAGGCCUCCCAGGAGGAGGCCAGACUGCUGGCUGCACGCUGCCUGGCUGAACAGGCCUACAUUUAUCCAUAUGAUGUGGAGCUGGACAGCGAGGAUGACCUGAGAGAGAGAUUAACGGCGGCACUGACACUUUACAACAGAGCCCUGGAUUAUGGGGGUCAUCUGAUACCAGCAGAGGAAAAACGAAGCUGGUAUUUUAAAAUGGCAACCAUCUAUAUAAGAUUGGACGACAUAGUAAAGACCAAAGAGGAUUCUGAAUAUUCCCGACUGUCUCACUACAAUAAGGGACUCAGGCUUCUUAAAGAAACACUGGAAUCUGAGAAAAUGCAGCACAAAGCUCUAGCCUGGUGUUAUGUCGGCAUCAUGUUGGAAAGGAAGGAGGAGUUUUCCUCUGUGCCCAUGUCGAUACACGACUGUGGCUACUCGGCCUCUGAUCCUCUGUCCUGCUAUGGAACAGCCAUAGAUAUGGCCACUGAAGAUGCAUUUGUCCUGAACCUUCUGGCCAAGGUCUUCUUUCUGCUGGGCAAGCAUGAGAUGGCCACAGGGAUCUGCAACAUGGCUCUGAAUGUGCUGCCAGAUCCAGAGCUCAACUGGCAGGCUUACUGCACCCGUGCCAAGAUCAAUAUGAUCCUAUAUUUCAGGGACCUGGAGAAGGCAAAGCAUGGUGAAGGUGGACCACCUGAGCGACAGAAGCUAGCUGAGGCUAGAAAAGACUUGGACAAGGUGCUCAGUGUGCGUCCAUGUCUGCGAACUCAUCUAGAGAUGGCACAGGUGUACUACUACAUGGGUGUAGACGCACUCCAAGAGAGCCUUUUAGUGGAUGAGAGCGCAGUGAACAGUGCCUUGGUAAGACUCUCUCAUGCUCUACAGUUUGAGCUGGGUGAUAGUCUGCCAGACCUCCACGUGCUCAGAGGACGCUGCCUCCUAAUGAAAGGUGAGGAGCAGAACGCUGCAGACUGCUUCAAACAGGCCGUGGAGCUAAAGAGACCAGGGAGCAGAGAUGCUACAGCCCUGCGCUGCCUCCUACAGGCCCUCCUGUUCAUGCACAGAGGUCCUGACCCCAGCCCUGCCAUCACCCAGCUGGAGCUGUGGGUUCACAAAGCGGAGGAGAGGUACCCUCAGGAUGUAGUGAAGGCCGAGCUGAGGCGCCUUUACAGGACACACACGGAGGAGGUCACAGAGUUGUCCAGGGCUCUGAUCAGGACAGGACGCCUCGACCUUGUGAGGAAGCUACUGCAAACAGUGGUGCCUAAACAGCUGGCUAAGAAGAGACCAGUGUCUAGAUCUGUCUCAUAUACAUGAACCAAUGACGUGGCUUUAACAGAGGAACAGUGUCACAACCUGGCUCAAAGGC
Molecule: messenger RNA, 1753 nt
Organism: Stegastes partitus (bicolor damselfish)
Lineage: Eukaryota; Metazoa; Chordata; Actinopteri; Pomacentridae
Gene: ttc22
Product: tetratricopeptide repeat domain 22
Exons: 8
Coding region: 1-1701 (566 amino acids)
Molecular function (GO): protein binding
Source: RefSeq, a predicted model, not a curated record